UAUAAGUAAACAAAACAUAUUGAUCCUUAUUAGGGUGGUAUUCUUAUUUUUAGCUACAGAAAAUGUUCUCCAAAUGCCAGAAAUGUUUUCUAAUAAACGCACUAGUUCUCUGCCUGACCAUUCACUACGUUCUGGACGUCAGUUGUGAAAAUGUAGGUCAAGAAAAGUCGACGCCCAAUCCUGCGAAGGCCAACGUCCAGCGCCACGCCCCGAACUUGACCCAGAAAGUUGAUCAGCUGCGCAAAAAGUUAAUUUUGUUACGACAAAAAGGAACGGAUUUAUUAAACGCGCAAACGGCUUUUGAGCUAAAUGUAGAGCAUGUCCCGGAGAACAGAACGGAGUUUUCAGGGGAGGUAAUCAACAGGACACGGACCAGACGAUAUACGUACGAGGACACACACAACUGGCCCAAUGAUGACUCACAGGAUUACGAUUUUGACGAAAACGGGGAAACAAAGGAGGUGCCUUUCUGGGUCAAGGUCUCGGACAACUGGCAAGUGGUGGGCUUCAGGAUGAUCUUCCUGCUCAGUGCCGUCUCCAUCCUGCUCAUGAUCUGCUGCUGCUGCUGUAAGAUCUGCUGCCGGAUGUGCUGCCAGUCCAUCAAAGACAGCAUCUUACCGUGUAGGGCCUUUUUGGACCUGCUUACUUCCUGUUACGAGGAUCCAAUGUACAAGAGGGCGAAAAAUCUGGCCGAACUGAUGGGACUAAAAUUAGACUACGCCACUUAUUUAAAGAUCAAGGCGAACCAUGAUGUGGGUGGGACUGGUACCUUUAACCCCCUGGGGCUGCCGUACAUGGCAUAG
Physella acuta is the source of this 803-nucleotide messenger RNA. RefSeq lists its product as uncharacterized. The record is from RefSeq and is a predicted model, not a curated record. Lineage: Eukaryota; Metazoa; Mollusca; Gastropoda; Physidae.